Molecule: messenger RNA, 1424 nt
Organism: Carlito syrichta (Philippine tarsier)
Lineage: Eukaryota; Metazoa; Chordata; Mammalia; Primates; Tarsiidae
Gene: RAB39A
Product: RAB39A, member RAS oncogene family
Exons: 2
Coding region: 82-735 (217 amino acids)
Biological process (GO): Rab protein signal transduction
Cellular component (GO): Golgi membrane
Molecular function (GO): GTPase activity; GTP binding
Source: RefSeq, a predicted model, not a curated record
GAGGUGCUGAAGGGACAGUUCCCGCCGCGGCCCUUCAGCCCGCGGGUGGGGCGGCCCGGGAGGCGGCGGGGCACGUGAGCGAUGGAGACCAUCUGGAUCUACCAGUUCCGCCUCAUCGUGAUCGGGGACUCCACCGUGGGCAAGUCGUGCCUCCUGCACCGCUUCACCCAGGGCCGCUUCCCGGGGCUGCGCUCCCCCGCCUGCGACCCCACCGUCGGCGUGGACUUCUUCUCCCGCCUGCUGGAGAUCGAGCCCGGCAAGAGGAUCAAGCUGCAGCUCUGGGACGCGGCGGGACAGGAGCGGUUCAGAUCCAUAACUCGAUCUUAUUACCGCAACUCAGUUGGUGGAUUCUUAGUGUUUGACAUUACUAACCGACGAUCUUUUGAGCAUGUGAAAGAUUGGCUAGAGGAAGCAAAAAUGUAUGUGCAGCCGUUCCGGAUUGUGUUUCUGCUGGUGGGACACAAGUGUGAUUUAGCUUCACAGCGUCAAGUUACCAGGGAAGAGGCGGAAAGACUGUCAGCAGACUGUGGCAUGAAGUACAUAGAAACCUCAGCCAAAGAUGCCACAAAUGUCGAAGAAUCCUUCACAAUCUUGACAAGAGACAUCUACGAACUCAUUAAAAAGGGAGAGAUCUGUAUUCAGGAUGGCUGGGAAGGGGUUAAAAGUGGUUUUGUUCCGAAUACUGUGCAUUCUUCCGAGGAAGCCGUGAAGCCCAGGAAAGAGUGCUUCUGCUGACAUCAGACGUGCCAAAGAACUACGGCAAGCAGACCGGGUGUCAUUUCAGGAUGAAUACCCACAUUAACAGCCGAAUGUUGCCAUGAAAGCGUUCAACAAGAGUAGAAACCCACACUAACACUGUUUUGUAAUGUAUUUGAUCAGAGCACUAUGCUUACUUGUUACACUACCAGGUUGGGUAUUUUGCUAAAUUAUCAGGCAAAACACAAUUUUUUCUUGAAACUGGAGUAUCCCCUUAAUUACCUCCAUGCCCACUUUGUUGGCAUACAGCUGACCUUAGUGUCCAGAUAUGUCAGUAGUACUCAUUUUUCUUGACAGUUCGAAAAAAGUUUUUCUGGUACAAUAAUCUAAUUGAAAAGAUUGUAUCAGGAAUUAAUUCUCCCGAAUUAAUUAAUUAAUAUUGAAUAGUAAAAUGCAUUUAAAAGGACACUAUUUACUUACAAAGUAAACAAUCUCAGAAGUGUCAACUAGGACUUACAUAAGCAGUGUCUUGUUUAAGGUACCAGGUGUUCUUUUACCAUUCUCUGAAAUGUUUUUCCCCCCUUAAUUUUGCCUGAGCAUAAGAAAAUAAGUUUUAUAUUCAUUUUUGUUCAUUUAAUUAUUGCUCCUAAAAUUUUUGUUUUACCAGGAUAUCUAAGGAUCCAAGCAAAAUAUUUUAUAUAAAAAUAAAAACAGAGGGCCACUCAGCA